AAGUUUAAUGGAACAUGUUGGGAUAAGAACAAAAUUCAAGAAAACAAAUUUUGUCCAACCCACGUACUUGUACAUAUCGUGCAUGCAUAUGUACUCGUUUUAUCUUGUAGAUUAACAAGGGGUUCGUUUAUGAGGUGGAUACGAAAUCACUACGACUUCGCCACCUCAACCUUCAAUUGUAAUAUAUGUCUAUAUAAAUUGGAUCAAUUGCUUGUACCGUUAUACAUUAAUUAAGCCUACAUACCAAACAAAAUAAAAAGAAAAGAAAAAAAAGAAAAAUUUUAUCAUCAAACUAAUAAAUCCCAACCAUGGUUAGUGAGGUACUUGAUGAUUUGCUAGUGCUUCAAGAGCUAGACCGUAAGGCGUUCAUGUCCAAGACUAAGGAGUCUGAUAUUGAGUGGACUCCAAACCUUACCAAACUCGUUAACCGAGUCAUAACUCACUACGAGAAUCACUACCGAGUCGAGUCCGACUUAAUCAAGGAUAGCGUACAAGUUCUCCUCUUGUUAUCCCAUGUUUGGCCUUCCUACCUUGAGGACGCCUUCCUUUGGGUUGGCGGGUGGAGACCUAGUAUUGCUUUUCACUUGCUAGACUUCAACCCCGAGGUGCAACUCGGGGUUGAAGUCAGCGAGUUGCUCAAGGGGGUGGGCAUGAGGCAGUUUAAGGACAUCUUGCCUAGUCAACUCGUCCGAGUUGACGAGUUGCAAAGGCUCACCAUCCAGGCAGAGAACGAAUUGACUCGGUCUCUUGCUGAGCCUAUUUCUCCAAUGGAGUCUUCCACCAAGUCGUCGUCUGAUGACUCGAUGAUGACCGAGGUGUAUGGUCAUGGAAAUUUAGGGGAGAUAUUUGGCAAGGCGGAUGAUCUACGGCUUAAAACACUCAAAAACUUGGUGCAAAUCUUAAGUCCAAUCCAAGCCGUUCAACUUUUUAUUCCUGCAGCUCAGCUCCAUCUCAAGGUUCAUACGUGGGGUAAGAACAAAGAAAGAGCUCAUACAAGGAGAAUUCAACAUGAACAUGAUAUUGCCGAGGGUGGCGGUAGCCGCAAAGGCGGGCUAGAGUCCCGUGGCGGGGUAUUUGAGACAUUGUUCCUUGAGCAACAACGAGACCUCGAGGAGCUCAAGUUGGCUGCAAAGGCCUACACCGAGUCAACUCAGUCCUCGGCCGAGUUGACUCAGAAUCUACAAGGACUCGUAAGUAUAGUCAUAUGUCACUAUGAAAACUACUACCGAGUCAAGUCCGAGUUAGCGAAGCAGAACAUAUUCUGCAUGAUAACCCCUGCAUGGAGGUCUCUCCUGGAGCAUGCCUUCCUUUGGAUUGGUGGGUGCAGACCUAGUACGACAUUUCACUUAUUAUACACCAUUGCAGGGUUACACGUCAAGUCCGGACUUAGUAAGUUGCUCGACGGGUCGUCAAAAACUUGUGAUUUGGGAUGGCUUUCACCGAGUCAACUCACCCGAGUCGACGAGUUGCAGAUGAAUACAAUCAAGGAAGAGAGAGAGUUAAGUGAAAAGCUAGCUUCUUUUCAAGAGACCAUGGCUGACUCCUCAAUGGUUGAGCUCUCACGAGAGGCUACCGAGUCGAAAGCUCGGGAUCGAGUUGGGACUGUGUCAAUUAAGAAGCGAGUUGAGUUGACACUAGGGCAUAAAGAGGAUAAAUUAAAGGAGAUAUUUAGGAAGGCUAAUGAUCUACGGAUGAAAACGCUUAAGAAAGUGGUGGAAGUAUUAAGUCCAAUCCAAGCCGUUGAUUUUUUGAUUGCUGCUGCUGAGCUUCACUUGAGAGUUCGUGAAUGGGGGAAGGACAAAGAUGCUGACCAACAACAACAUUAACCAUAUCCAAUAAUUCAACUUAAUUAGUUAAUGUCAUUCUUUUUAAUUAUAUUAUUAGUAUUAUUAGUACUCCGAUUUAUAAAGGAUAAUUAGAACAACUAACUUGUUAGUUACUCCUAUUUAGCAUUAUUAUAAGAUAUGUAUGUGGAUAUUAAGGUAGCCAUGUAGUAUACAGGUAUGUAUUUUCUUCGGUACUUAUAUGACUGUAUUUGAAUAAUUAAGUAAUGUAGGUCAUCUAGUUAGUGAUAGUAUGAACAUUACUCCUUGUAAUAAUUCUAGUCUUUCUACUAUUCUCUCCUUUGAUGUAUUAGGAGUUUCCCUCAGCUUGUGAGGAGGGUCUCCUAAUGUCCUAUUUUUCUUACCUUAAAAAAAAAAAAAAGGGUAUAUAGUAAAUUAGUAAUGUAUGGAUUCUAAUAUUGUAGGAUUUGUAAUUUUGUCGAAUCUUCAUUUACUUGUCUAUAAGUAAGUUAUCAACGAUCUUCUAAGUUUAA
Molecule: messenger RNA, 2317 nt
Organism: Chenopodium quinoa (quinoa)
Lineage: Eukaryota; Viridiplantae; Streptophyta; Magnoliopsida; Caryophyllales; Amaranthaceae
Product: protein DOG1-like 1
Exons: 1
Coding region: 309-1826 (505 amino acids)
Biological process (GO): DNA-templated transcription
Molecular function (GO): sequence-specific DNA binding
Source: RefSeq, a predicted model, not a curated record